CCACACAAAGAUGGAGUGACCACACCCCAUACACCAAAUGGUAUACUGCCCAAAGAACACACACCUAAUGGCGGGCUGCCCAAAGAACACACAUCAGAUUCUAAUGGCGAGCUGCCUAAAGAACACAAACCUAAUGGCGGGCUGCCUAAAGAACACACACCUAAUGGCGAGCUGCCUAAAGAACACACAUCAGAUUCUAAUGACGGGCCGGCCACCAAAGAGAUCCUCAGCACGAUAACAGUCACGUCAAAUCUCUUCAACACGGACCCCGCCAUGUUAGAAAAUCAUUUGGUCUAUCAAAAAAACCCUUUCGAAAAUCAACAUUUCUUUACUAUCAACGAUACAAUGCGGAAUCGAUUACACAAAUACGCCACAACCCGACUACUUCCGGCGUACACAUACAGCCCCUGGUACGGGGAGUCCCCCCAGCGGCGGGCACACACUGUGGGGGUCAGGUCCCCCCGGACCUACCGCUCAGGGUUCCUACCCCGCCACAUAGACCUGACGUGGGAGGGGUUUGGCAGAAAGAAAGACGCGUGCAUUUCAUUUUUCGAUAUCGAAACUGAAAAAGUAUCGAGUUACCAGUAUCGACCAGGAGAGGUCGUCAAGGGAUCGAUCAAUUUAAUAGUGAAUCAGAACCUUGAGAUUCGAUACCUGGAAUUGGUGGUCACCGGCAAAGGUCGCUACAGCAUCAAACGGUCAACCAAUGGCCUGCCCGUGCAGGGGAAGGAGAGUUACCUCCACAAGCAGACCUACGUCAUAGGUUCAGGGGAGGUCACUCGCAGGUCCAUGCUGACCCCCGGGCACUACCAGUCCAAGUUUUGCGUCAAGCUCCCCAAGGACCUGCCGUCCAGCAUCCGACACGCAGACGUCAAGAACGGUUUCUCGUUCGACAUCGUCUACAGCCUCAAGGCCAGGCUCUUUGAUGACUCGACAGCUGCAGGCGUGGCGCGGGCGGCCUCACCACGCAUGCUCAAGGUCAUCAUGGCCAAACAGGUUAACUUCAACGUACAGCGUGGCUUUGACUUGAGUUUGAUCCCUGACGUCACGACUCCCAUCACUCACACAGAAAAGGUCUACCUGUCAUGCAACAGUGGAACAGCGGCCAAGGUCACAGUUCACCUGGAGCGUGGUGUCUUUUUGGCGGGAGAUGACGUCAGACUACAGCUGCUCAUCCAGCUACACAAGUCUCAGGCCGUCAAGAACAUUGUCUGCACGCUGCAGGAACAUGUGACCUUGAACCCCAAACAAGAGUCAGUGACCUUCAAGCUCCACCAGAUGUCGCUUCAAGAUUUUCGUGACCUUGAACGGCCGAAUGAGACUAUCAAGCGCACGUCUCGUGACGUCACGAAGACGACGUAUGACGUCAUUGUCCCCACGAGCACCAGUAUCCUGUCCGUCUUCAGCCUUGGUGCCAGCCAGGUCAAGGUCACACACUCGCUGUCAAUCAAACUUCGCUUCACUCCGGUGGGCGGGAAACUGUCUUUCAAGAUUCCCGUGGUUAUCGGCCCUUGCGCUGAACCAAUCUACGCCGAGAAGUCGUCCACCCGCAAGUUGAUCCCUAUCUUCAACAAGCCGACCAGAUUUCCGACCUUCACCCAGCCCGCCCUGACGCCCGUCCAGCCCCACCCCCAGGCUGAGAGCACUACCAACGUGACGUCACGCUACACACACAGCUGUUUGGCCCAGUGCCUCUCCUGCUGCCUGUGGCCUAGAUAAAACUGUUCGCAGGCCGUUUUAAAACCAAAACAAAGUCACGUGUGUGUGCCCUCGUCUUCAACAUGUUCACUCGUGUACACACUUCCUGUGUGUAACCAAUCAGCCGUGUCUCUGCUCGUCCUCACCUUCAGUAGAUGACCGCGACCUCACCCAAACCCGGUGACGUCAUCAGAGUUUUACCUACCAGCAGUUUCUUCCAGGCAU
This is a messenger RNA of Physella acuta, 1923 nucleotides long. RefSeq lists its product as uncharacterized. Gene Ontology annotation, cellular component: cytoplasm. NCBI's taxonomy places the organism in Eukaryota, Metazoa, Mollusca, Gastropoda, Physidae. The record is from RefSeq and is a predicted model, not a curated record. Gene Ontology annotation, biological process: protein transport.